AUUCCAUUGAGAAGAAGAGGGAAAGAUGGCGUCCUCUAACAAUCCGCGCAAAUUUAGCGAAAAAAUCGCUUUGCAUAACCAGAAGCAGGCGGAGGAGACUGCGGCGUUUGAAGAAGUCAUGAAGGACCUGAACAUCACCAGAGCUGCGCGGUUGCAGUUGCAGAAGACCCAGUAUUUGCAACUAGGGCAGAAUCGUGGACAGUACUAUGGAGGCUCACUGCCCAAUGUCAAUCAGAUUGGAAAUGGCAACAUUGACCUGCCUUUUCAGAACUCGGUGAUGGACACUAGUCGAACCACCAGGCACCAUGGGCUGGUCGAGAGGGUCUACAGGGAGAGAAACCGCAUCACUUCCCCCCACCGAAGGCCCCUCUCCGUGGACAAACAUGGACGCCAGAUCGACAGCUGUCCCUAUAGCUCAGUGUACCUCUCCCCUCCGCCUGACACGAGCUGGAGAAGGACAAACUCAGACUCAGCUUUGCACCAGAGCGCCAUGAAUCCAAAACCACAGGAGGUGUAUGCAGGAGGAUCACAGGAGCUGCAGCCUAAACGCGUCCUACUGCUGACAGUGCCUGGGACAGAGAACUCAGAGUCCAACACAGAAAAGGAUGGACAGAAACAGAUGUGGGAAGAAAAGAAGGAUGAUUCACCAAAGCCAAACACAUGUGAUGUCCCAGGAAUCAAUAUUUUCCCUUCUCCGGACCAGGAGCUGAAUCCGUCUGUGCUGCCCGCCGCCCAUAACACUGGAGGGUCCCUGCCUGAUCUGACCAACAUCCAGUUCCCCCCUCCCCUCUCCACCCCCCUGGACCCAGAGGACACUAUGGCCUUCCCCUCCCUCAGCGCCGCUAACAGCACGGGCAGCAUCACCACCAACCUCACCCACCUGGGCAUCAGCGCAGCCAGCCACGGUAUUCCCACCUCUCAGCCAAACAUGUCUCAGCGUCGCCAGCCUCCUGUGGUGCCUCUGACCCUGACUUCUGACCUCCAGCUGCAGCAGUCCCCCCAACAGCUCUCCCCCACCCUCACCUCCCCCGUCAGCCUCACACAGGCCGAGUCGCUGAGUUUGGAGCAGCAGCUGUCGCAGUACCCCCUGUUCAACCAGCUGCCCCCCCAUGCCCAGGCUCAGCUCAUCAGUGACCUCCAGAAGCAGCCCCAGAGCCUCCCCCCGGGCAUCCAGCUCAUCGCCCUGCCCACCCCGCCCCCCUCAGGCUCCGCCCCCGUCACCAGCCCCUCUCCAGACCAGAGCCAGACCACCGCCAGCAUCAGCAUCAGCUCUUACCGCAAUCAGACAGGCUCCCCCGCCACUCAGUCUCCAACCUCCCCCGUCUCCAAUCAAGGCUUCUCCCCCAGCGGCUCGCCUCAACACAUCCCCGUGGUCGGCAGCAUUUUCGGAGAUUCCUUCUACGACCAGCAGAUGGCGUCGAGACAGACCAACGCACUCUCACAUCAGCUGGAGCAGUUCAACAUGAUCGAGAGCCCCAUCAGCUCCAACAGUCUGUUCAACCAGUGCUCCACCCUCAACUACACCCAGGCGGCCAUGAUGGGGCUGACCGGGAGCCUGCAGGACUCUCAGCAGCUCGGAUAUAGUAGCCAUGGCAACAUCCCCAACAUCAUCUUGACAGUGACAGGAGAGUCCCCUCCGAGCCUGUCUAAAGAGCUCACUAACUCUCUGGCCGGUGUGGGCGACGUGAGCUUUGACGCAGACUCCCAGUUUCCUCUGGACGAGCUGAAGAUCGACCCCCUGACCUUAGACGGACUGCACAUGCUCAAUGACCCCGACAUGGUGCUGGCCGACCCCGCCACCGAGGACACGUUCAGGAUGGACCGGCUGUGACGAGAGACGCCAAACCAGGAGCCAAAACAGUGAAACAAAGGAGUGAUCCAGGAGCCAAAACAGUGAAACUAAAGGAGCUAUGGGCAGGGCAGGAGGACCCCCCCUCCAUGCAUGGCUGCCCGCUGUCCCACCUGGCCCUCGACUCUGAAGCUCCAAAAGACUCCAGGAAACAGGCUUGUCCGGGAAUGGCCUUGCUGUUGUGGAAUGAGAUUGGUCGCUCAGCGCUUUGCUAGCCUGCUGUGUUUACAGUGUACCAUUACAUGCCACAUACUCCAGUACUUAGACUUUAUGUUUCAUAUCACGUCACAUGGGUUUGUGUUGAGCUGUAGCAGGACACUGCAGAGACUUGAGGAUCGGUUCCAGUUGUGUCUAAACCACAGAGCACAGCUGGUGGGAAAGGACCUGCCACUAGAGGGCGCUUUACCAUGGUGCCGAUACGGCGUUCACUCUCAAAGCUUUAUUUUUUACAACCAAAUGUUAUUUUCGUUUGUACUGUCUGUUUGGAUGUAUUUAUAUGUUUAUUUAUUGGGUUAAAUAUUUUGUAUUCAUUUCAUAAUUUAAAUGCCAAAUGCUUUGUGUCGACAUUGUGUAAAAUUGCACUGAUGUACUAUGUGUCUAUUUAUGAAUUCUUACAUAUUUGAAUCUGUGUUUGUUAAACUACUGGGUUUACAAAGGAGUGUAAAAGGUCCCCAUAGUUGCUCUUGGUGUUAAAUGUGCCAUUCUCUGAACAGGACGUGGUCGGUGUGGGCAGCGCAGUGGUCAGAAGGGGGCGCUUUAAGCCACUUGACUUAACUUUUUCUGAGAAAAUAUCAGGUAUUUCUAUUUCAUUAGAAAGCUAGAAAAUCAUGUUGAACCCCAUGUCCUGUCAAAGCCAGUGAAGCUGGACUGGAGUUUUUAAACAGCUCAAAUCUUUGGUCUUUUUAAGUGGUCACUGUGAAUCACCUGAUUUUGCCUUACAUGAGUGCUCUACUGUUCUUAAUGUGACUGCGUAUUACGUAACUUAAUGUACAAUUUUCUUGUAUCUUUAAGAAACUUUUGGUCCGUGCUUUGUGCUUAUGUUGUGAAGGUUUUGACAAAUCAAUGUACUGUAUUUUGUAGCGGUACGGUUUAUAGCCAAAUUGUUGUUUUUUUGUUUGCUUUUUCUAAAGUGGGACAAAAACUAAAAAACUCGAGGUUUAUAAAAGAGUCUAUGAAAGAGUAAGGUGCAAUUAUGGGGAUGCUUUUGGCUCCUUUUCCAGGGAAGCUCUCACAGAACAGAGACAAUGGUACCACUACAACAGUACAACAGUAUUCUACACCAACAUGCCUUUGAGAUUUAAAGACACUAUUGCACAAGCAGAGUUUAUCCAAAAUUCAAACUCAGAUUUUGAAUUUUAAAUGUAUGUAAUAUAUUUAAAUCUUGAAAAAGACUUAAAGCUCUUAUUAUAUGGAAAUGCAUAUAUAAAGUACUAGAUUUUAAAGAACCUCUACCUGAUUUUUAAUAGUUUAGUUCAGGAAAAUGCCAUUAAUUCCAUAUUGUUAAAGCAGCUAUUUGUGAAGAAAAAUGACACUAAAUAAAUAUUAUUGCCUGUACAUUUUUAAAAAGCAUUUUGUUGGAUUAGAACCAUAAGGUAGCAACUGGUAGGAACAGAACAUUUUAUCCAAUCAGAGAAGAUCUUGGACUUACGUUAUAUUUUUAUUUAUUUUAUUACAGAUUUCGUACACUACAUUUUAUUGGCAAAAGCCGUGCCAUAUUUGUCUGCUAAGCCUGGAGCAAACCUGUGUCUUAGCCUUUUUGUAAGAGUUUCCCUGACUGUUAUAGUGACAUAGUGGGGUCAUGUUUGAGGUAUUUUUACUGUUUGUGACUAAAGAGACUGCUCAUUCACUCAGCACACAAAGAAUCACUAUUGCUUUUGCUGUUCACUUUUCACUCACUGCUUUUUGAAUAGUUUCUGUGUAUCUGUUAGCUGUGUCUGUUUGUUUUGAUUUCAACACCUCCGCGAUUCCUAUGCAAAUGUUACAAAAGAGCUCGGAAAGGAAAAUUUGAAGUUCAGUUUUAGAAGUAAAGCUGGAUUCAUGCUUCUAUAUUUCAAAACUCGAUUAAAACCCUGGCAUAAUGGAUAGAAGGGUUUAACGCCGCGCUAUGUAACUUUUCUGGUUGAAGGUCUGAUUGUCACGUGCUUGUCUCCAUGGAGAUUAUUUACUUAAUUACUUUGGCUGGAAUGUUUCACAAUAUGGCUUCAAACAUGUUCACAGAAGUUUUUAUUGCUGUAAAAGUAGCUUGAAAAAACACUCUUAACCUUCCAGAUCUGACCUGUAACUUGGUCUGGUGGCGUCAUCUGCUUCUCCCCAUCGAAGUAAGUGUAAUGCCCUGCUGUGGAACAUUCCAGGCAACACAAAUAUCUUCAAGAAAACAAAGAGGUGACAGACUCCUCCCCAGAAAACGUAUAUAUAGUGCCCGUUUGAGAAGAAAAAAAAAACACAUUUCACGUGGUUGUACUGGAUAUUUUUGUUUUUAAUAUUUUCUUACAGACUUCUUGCUAAGUUAUUUUAUAUUGUGCAUUAUUCUUUAUUUCUGCACUUUCUGGCUUCAUGUUAUCAUUUUGCACAUUCAGUUUUAUUUUUAAUAUGAGCUAAACCUGUCACAAUAAUCGUCCAGUAUAUGAGAUUAACACACCUGUUGGACUCACUAGUUCUUGUCAUUUCCACCAGUCCGUAACUUCAUAUAUUUUCGCACUAUGGUAACUUUUGAGUUGAAGUCAGUUUAAUAACAGACUGUAUUGCUGUUCCUGUUUAUUUUUUAUUUUCUUUAUUAUUUUUCAAGUGUUUACUGGGAUCGUUUCAAUGUUAUUUAUUAUAUUUUGUGUAGAAAUGCAUUACACUUAAAGAUGCACUGUGUAACUUCCUUCACCUUCUUCUCAAUGGAUUUACUGUAUUGCCUGGAAUGUCCCACAGUAUGGCAUUACAUUUAAUUAUCUCUACGGAAGUUCAAUGUCAGAUCUGUGGAGAGGCGAGCCCACUCACAGUAAGAGUGCAAGUUUUUAGGUCAAUACAAAAACAUUAUUGUGUAGAUGCAAGACCGGGACAUUCCAGACAAAAUAUUCACAUCUCCAUGGAUAAAAGCAGGUGGCAGAAAAGUUACACAGUGCAGCUUUAUAAUUGUGAGAAAUUGCAAGAACUGUUGACAAAACUACAAUAUGUAAUCCGUAUUGUCCAGUUUACCGUCUGAUCUUAUUUGCAGGUUUGUGAAUGAGCUGAGCGGAGUCCUCGGUGUUGUACAGUACAGUCAGACUAUUUUUGCUGCAGUGGUGCUUUGACAAUCAACAAGGAAGAAAGAAAGAUAGAAAGGAGAGACAUACGGCGCUGCUGAUUAAAAACUGUCUGGUGUCCCUUGACGACCGUAACCGCAGCCUGUUGCCGUGGAAAUGCAUGACGUUGGAAACCCCGUUGUAUAUUGUCUUUGCUAUCGUUUCUAUUUUGUAACCUGUAUUUCCAAAUGCAAAUUGAAAAGAUUAUUUUGGAUAUGUGCAUGCCUGUGAAAUGUUCAGAAUGUUGAUUUCCACUAAAAGCUGUUGAGUUAAAA
Messenger RNA from Boleophthalmus pectinirostris (great blue-spotted mudskipper), 5393 nucleotides. RefSeq names its product CREB regulated transcription coactivator 1b (gene crtc1b). The transcript is spliced from 15 exons. Gene Ontology annotation, cellular component: cytoplasm; nucleus. The record is from RefSeq and is a predicted model, not a curated record. Gene Ontology annotation, biological process: positive regulation of transcription by RNA polymerase II; protein homotetramerization. Bases 26 to 1831 code for a protein of 601 amino acids. NCBI's taxonomy places the organism in Eukaryota, Metazoa, Chordata, Actinopteri, Gobiiformes, Gobiidae. Gene Ontology annotation, molecular function: cAMP response element binding protein binding.